Messenger RNA from Phytophthora sojae, 1302 nucleotides. RefSeq lists its product as hypothetical. Bases 1 to 1302 code for a protein of 433 amino acids. The record is from RefSeq and is a predicted model, not a curated record. NCBI's taxonomy places the organism in Eukaryota, Oomycota, Peronosporomycetes, Peronosporales, Peronosporaceae. The transcript has a single exon.
AUGGAGGGCGCGGCGACGUUGGGGAGGGCCUUUGAGGCGGUGGCAGAUGCGCUCGAGAGAACGGAUGGAGGAGCCUCGUGUGUGGCGGUGUGGCCGGCGACCGCAGAGGGAUUCGUGGGAGAAUUGCAAGUGGUGAAGAGGCGGGAGUGGCACAAGAUGCUUCGGGUUGGGUUGCGACUCGCUCCUGGUGAAGAUAUGAAGGAGGUCUACUGCUUUGAGAAUGACAUGGAGCAGGGAGGGUUGAUGGUGCGUGUGAUGGGGCUGCUGCGAGAGUCUCAGACGAUAAGACGCGGUGACCUGCAAGUCUGGAAGGUGCUGAAGACCCCAGUGGUGAUUAGGAGGAGGCUCGACGUGCUGGCGGAGAUUGAGAGAGCUGAGAGGGCGGUUCUAGGGAGCGAUGUGAGCAGCACGUCGAACCAGUCGGCAGUAACUACUACACCUAAUGGCAUCUCUUCGGAGGGAGUGCAGAGGAAGAGACCCCGUGAAGUUGAAACUACAGACCUAGUUCCGGGGUCGACAACUGACGAGGUUCGUCCACCGACAAAAACACGUCGUUUGAGCGUGAAGGAGUCGAAAAAGCAUCAAGUCGUUGUAGCUCCUGAAAUUGCCUCUGGCAGUCAUGACCAAAGUGCUGGUGGCGUCAUUUCGGAAGAAAACUCGGAAAGAUCAGCACGGUACCGCAGCUCGUGCGAGGCCAACGGGGCACUUGCAGGUUUCGUUGCUGUUGCUGAUGUUGACAGUUCAAGUGAUUUAUCGUGUGGAGAACUUGCUGACGAUAGUAGUGCUGCUACCUCGGAUGGAGGACACAGCGACGUUGAUGCUGUUGAACAAGAUCCACCCCGGUCAACUCGCCGCGAAAUCGAAAGCGAUUCUGGUUCAUCUGUAGACAACGAGCAAGCCAAGGUUUACUCGGUUCUGAAGCACAUUGCUGCGGCUGGGUUGGGAGCCGAUGACGAUAAUUUUGAUGGCGAUCAAGUCGGCUCCAGGACGUCUCCAACACUUGAGGCUGCUGCAUACCUAUCAACCAGCAUCGGAGAAUCGCUUAAACCGGUGUGGUCGGUCUUACAGAGUGCAACGACCCGAGCUCAAAGAGCAUUACGAGGAUAUUGUGUUAUGCCUUCGGUGUUGCAGGCGAUUACAGCGGAUGAGUCGUUAGAUUACGAUUUGCGCUGGACAGAGGAAAAUGAUCACCAACGCUGGACAAUGUUCGGUGAGCCGAGUUCCCCGACCCAGGUUGGAGUGAGAACUCGCCACCAGCAACGUAUACAGAGCCGUACUUCACCAAGUUGGAAGUUCUGGUAA